Messenger RNA from Trichoderma harzianum CBS 226.95, 1137 nucleotides. RefSeq lists its product as hypothetical. The record is from RefSeq and is a predicted model, not a curated record. Gene Ontology annotation, cellular component: cytosol. The transcript is spliced from 4 exons. NCBI's taxonomy places the organism in Eukaryota, Fungi, Ascomycota, Sordariomycetes, Hypocreales, Hypocreaceae. The coding region runs from base 166 to 1026 and encodes 286 amino acids. Gene Ontology annotation, molecular function: oxidoreductase activity.
CCUGGACCUCGACUACAUAAGGCUGCUUGUAUAACCCGGACAUUGACGCCUCCCCCUGGUUUCUGGCGGACCAAAGCAUCCCGAUACCUGUAUAAACCCUCAAAUAUUCCAUCUCAGAAGACCACAAGGUCACUAAAACAAGCACAUACGCAAAACUCCCACAUCAUGCAGCCUCCUUUGCCCUCUGCUACGCCAAGCUGGCGCAAUGACACUUACACGGCCAUUUCGCCCACAAGGCCUGAGCUCAGUGCUUCAGGCAAAACCAUUGUCAUCACCGGCGCUGGGAGCGGCAUUGGCCGCGAGACGGCCACGGCAUUUGCAGCCGCGGGAGCUGCCCGCAUUGCCUUGCUUGGCCGGACGGAGGCGUCGCUAAAGGAAACUGCUGCCGCACUGCCCUCGUCUGUUUCAACCUCGUCCCAUGUGGUCGAUGUCACAAGCGAGGAGUCUCUGGCCAAGGCGGCUGGGGUGAUUGGCACGUGGGAUGUUCUUGUUCUAGGCGCUGGCCACGUCUCCACGCCGUCGAGCAUUGCGGAAUCGAACUUUGCAGAGUUUUGGCAGUCUUUCGAGACCAAUGCCAAAGGCACCUAUGCUUCGCUUCACGCAUUCUUACCCACUGCCAAUGCUACCCAUGCCGCGGUCAUUGCGGUGACCACAGGCACCACGGCCCUUCCAGCAACCAUGGUGCCGGGACUGUCGGCCUACAUGUCGUCCAAGCUCGCACAGACGAAGCUGAUCGAGUUCCUGGCUGCCGAACACUCAAACCUCUUUGCAGCGACCCUGCACCCGGGCAUGGUCGAGACGGGCAUCUUCACCAAAAGCGGUGCCAAGGCCGAGGCUCUUCCCAUGGACAAAGUACAACUUCCGGCGCACUUCACCGUCUGGCUGGCGAGUCCUGAGGCGGCCUUCCUAAACGGGAAAUCGGUCUGGGCGAAUUGGGAUGUUGAUGAGCUCAAGGCAAAGGCAGAGGCCAUCCAGCAGAGCCAGCUCUUCACUGCUGGCAUCAACGGCUGGCCCUUUACCCCAUAGGCGAGCUUUAGAUAGGUAGAUUCUAGACAGGCUCCAAGGAGCAAUUAGGAAGAAUGAAAGAUGUAUAGUCGAAUAUUUAAUAAUUAUUAAAUCACUUAAAAAAAAAAAAAA